Messenger RNA from Pelobates cultripes (western spadefoot toad), 1481 nucleotides. Lineage: Eukaryota; Metazoa; Chordata; Amphibia; Anura; Pelobatidae. The record is from the annotation of a GenBank genome assembly.
AUGCCGUUUGUUGCAAAAACCGGACAAAACCGGUGGCAGAAAAAGGUUGCAGCCUUCCAUCUUCCUGCACGCCUGGAGAAUCUUCUCGGGCGCAUCCCACACCAGAGAGAGCUAUACUGGGGCACAGAAAAACCAUCAAUGGCACAGCAGCCCACAAAUAUGGGGAGACACUCCCAGAAACCCACAACAGGUAUGCAAACCAAAUCCCAAGACAUAGGGGCCCUUUUACAACGACAGGCCCAGCCCAAAAUGGCAGCCCCAGAGAAUCAGGAGCUCCUGGCCGACCCCCAGGCCCAAGCACUUAACAACCCACCAGCACACACCCCACCACAAGCGGCAAGGGCACCAAUUACAGGCCUCCCUGACUUAUCAGCCCUGGCCAGCAAGCAGGACAUUAAAAACUACCUGACUGAAUUCCGUCAGAUGCUAGCCACAGACAUAGCAGUCAUUCAGGCUGACCUACAGAUGGUCACUGACAGAGUGAGAGCAAGCGAAGAAGACAUCAUAGAAAUAAGGCAAGAAGUACCCACAAUGAAAGACUCUAUUCAAGCCAUCCAAAAGACGCAACAAACCUUUUCUGCACACCUUGCUACGCUAGAGAACCGCUCCAGGCGUAACAACCUGAAGAUAAGAGGGGUUCCGUAGUCUGUCACCAUGGCAGAGAUACCCCACUACCUGAGGCACCUAACGGCCUCACAACUAUCGCCUCCACAAGCCAAAAAGCUCACCUUUGAUGGCAUAUUCCGCCUGCCAAAAUCGCCAAAAGCCCCAACAAACUCAGUGAGUGCUGCACUACGAAACCGAACUCCCUACACAUUCGAGGGAGCUAAUCUAUCUUUCUACCAGGACAUGUCAAGGCCCACCUUACAAUGGCGCAAAUCUCUACUCCAGGCCACAAGCCAGUUGUGGACGAGCUCUCACAGUGAGCCACAACGGUACUAUCUACAGGAUCACCUCGGCCGAAGAGGUACCCACAUUACUGCGAGCACUGGGACUGACAGCCCCCUACGAGGAGCCAAGAGACCAGAGGACAACACCGACCUGGGACCCAGCCACAGUAGUCGCCUUUACCCCACAGACCCACUCGGCCACAGGCAUUGUGACACGACUGGGUCCUAACUCCAAAGAGCAGCAGACAGAUACAAACUGCACUCAUCCUGCAAACCAUUAUUCUUGUUUUGAUAAUUUGUUAUGUUCUAUGUUGUUCCCAAGGCUGGACAGGAUUACCAACCCCUGUGCACACCUCCCCCCCCCCAGGUGACAGGAGGGUAGGAAUAGGGCCAUGUGCCCACCACAACCCCCUCCCCCCGCAGGCCCCUUGGUUAGGGGCACUACAAACCAAACUGACCCUCCCAUUUGCCACCGCAACACCGCUACUAUCUAAGCCCCAAAACCACCAAAGCCACCCACGACAAGAGGCACCCACAGACUGCCACACCCACAGACCUUUGCAUACUCAUAACCACACAACGACCGACUGA